Solanum pennellii is the source of this 456-nucleotide messenger RNA. RefSeq lists its product as uncharacterized. Lineage: Eukaryota; Viridiplantae; Streptophyta; Magnoliopsida; Solanales; Solanaceae. Bases 1 to 456 code for a protein of 151 amino acids. The record is from RefSeq and is a predicted model, not a curated record. Gene Ontology annotation, molecular function: nucleic acid binding. The transcript has a single exon.
AUGUUACCAUAUGCUUUAUUGGGUUAUCGAACGACUAUUAGAACAUCGACUGGAGCUACUCCGUACUUACUAGUAUAUGGAACAGAGGCAGUCAUACCUGCCGAAGUUGAGAUACCGUCAUUGAGAAUCAUCCAAGAAGCUGAGUUGAGUAACGCUGAAUGGGUUAGGAAGAUAAUCGAUCAGUUAACUUUGAUUGACGAGAAGAGAAUGGUUGUUGUUUGUCAUUGUCAGUUGUAUCGACAGAGAAUGAUUCAUGCUUUUCAUAGGAGCGUAAGAUCCAGAGUUUUCAAAGUUGGUCAGUUGGUCCUUAAGUGCAUUUUCCUCAUCAAGACGAAUACAAAGGAAAAUUCGCGCCGAAUUUGCAAGGACCCUACAUGGCUUGCAAGGUAUUAUCCGGAGGUGCUUUCGUCUUGUCAGAGAUGGAUGGCACUGCAUGGCCGAAACCAAUUAACUUAG